Molecule: messenger RNA, 981 nt
Organism: Eutrema salsugineum
Lineage: Eukaryota; Viridiplantae; Streptophyta; Magnoliopsida; Brassicales; Brassicaceae
Product: TIMELESS-interacting protein
Exons: 4
Coding region: 17-904 (295 amino acids)
Biological process (GO): replication fork arrest; DNA replication checkpoint signaling; DNA damage response
Cellular component (GO): nucleus; replication fork protection complex
Molecular function (GO): DNA binding; zinc ion binding
Source: RefSeq, a predicted model, not a curated record
GAUCGUAGGGUGAAAGAUGGAAUCUGCUCCGACGGGAUGCUUCAAAUGUGGCCGUCCCGGUCAUUGGUCUCGCGAUUGCCCAUCCUCGGCUCCGGUCGCCGGCAACUCCGAUCCUUCUUCUACCACUCCAACUCAAGCCCCUAACAACGCCUUUCAGAGAUCUUUUGCCAAAAGUGGAAAUACUGCCGCCGGAACAUCCGUUCCCAAAGCGACGAAGACGAGACUUCAAAGGCCUAAGCUAACACCUGAUUUGCUGCUCUCGGAGGAUGGUCUCGGCUAUGUUCUUCGUUAUUUUCCUAGAUCCUUCAAGUAUCGUGGCCGAUCGAAAGAGGUCAGCGAUUUGGGGAAUUUGAUAAGGCUGUACAGUGAGUGGCACUCUCAUUUGCUACCUUACUAUUCAUUUGAUCAGUUUGUGCACAAAGUGCAACAAGUCGCUGCUACUAAGCGUGUGAAGAUUUGUAUAAACGAACUGAGAGAAAGGGUCGCCAGCGGAGUUGAUCCAAACAAGUUAUAUGAUAAGCAGGAGGAAAAUGCUGUUCCUUCUAAUAAUAAUCAAGGUAACACAGAUAUGGAUCAGCCAAGUCAUGACGAGGAGGACAUACCAUCGCAGAGCGUUGAUGCCGAUGCUGAUACAAAUGCUGAUGCUUUUCAAGACAGUAUGUUGAAUGAGAUAUUUGAUAAUGGGAUGGAUUCAACACAUAGUUCGAAGAUACCGAGCGAUGAACAAAACAUGGAUAAAAGCAGUGAACUGACAGAAGAGCAAAGAGCACGUACGGAAGCUAAUAGAUUAAAGGCAGUGGAGAGAGCUCAGAACAUCUCCGAGGAACAGAGACUACGAAUGGAAGCUAAUAGGCUAAAGGCUCUUGAAAGAGCCAAAGCAAGGCUCGAACCAAAUCAAGAUUAGCUUAGCUUUAUAUCUAGAGAUGUUCAUUUUGGAUUUUCCAUAAAAUAUUCUUGGAUUUUGACUAUAGGUAAGGUAAC